CAUCGCAGCUUCAGGCGGCACAUUCAGGGGGCAAUCACUGCACAUCGGCGACGAAGCGGCAGAAGAUAUAUCACAACCAUGGGUAAGGUUCACGGUUCAUUGGCUCGUGCCGGUAAGGUGAGAGGACAGACUCCCAAGGUCGCGAAGCAGGAGAAGAAGAAGAAGCCACGCGGUCGUGCCCACAAGAGGAUGCAAUACACCCGCAGAUUCGUCACUGCUGUUGUUGGAUUCGGCAAGAAGCGAGGACCCAACUCUUCCGAGAAGUCUUAAGCAGUGGUAGUUCUGUCUCUGUAGGGGGUGAACACUGCUCUACUGUAUGUGUGUGUUGGAAGAACUCAAAAUUUUGUCAUGGACGUGGAUUGAUUUUACUUGCUAUCGAGCAUUGAACAGCUAUUGUCGAUUCAGUAUGUAAUGAGAUUUUCCAUU
Molecule: messenger RNA, 426 nt
Organism: Linum tenue
Lineage: Eukaryota; Viridiplantae; Streptophyta; Magnoliopsida; Malpighiales; Linaceae
Source: the annotation of a GenBank genome assembly